This is a messenger RNA of Liolophura sinensis, 2707 nucleotides long. RefSeq names its product transmembrane protein 53-like. NCBI's taxonomy places the organism in Eukaryota, Metazoa, Mollusca, Polyplacophora, Chitonida, Chitonidae. Bases 147 to 1097 code for a protein of 316 amino acids. The record is from RefSeq and is a predicted model, not a curated record. The transcript is spliced from 2 exons.
UACAACUGUUAGCAGCCGAAAACUAACAGUUAAACAGUCCCGGGUCCGGAUUUAACUUUCGUGUUCGUACAAGUCAACGAAUGACAACAAAGCGUAUAACAUUGGUUUAGUGUGUUGUUUUAUCAAAGUGGGGAUAAUUCUAGAAAAUGGCCGACGACGACCUAGAGUACCAUAUUACUUUUCCGUCGCCAACAUCUUCAACGCUGGAGUACGACGUUAAAUCCCAACCCCAACCCAAUAUCCAACUCAUUCACUCUUCAACGCUGGCCCCUGUGGAUGAGCCUGAAUCUUGUGAAGACGACGUAAAUGGCGCGGCGCUGUACGGUGGAGAUGGAAGAAAUGCUGGAGAAAAAGAACCGGUAGUAAUCUUACUUGGAUGGGCUGGGUGCAAGGACAAAUAUUUGUCGAAGUACAGUGACAUGUAUGAUAAAAAAGGCUGUAUCACCAUACGCUAUACUGCUCCACCAGAAGCUAUUUUCCUAAACCCACGCAAAACAGAAACGAUAGCUAGAAAAAUUUUGGAACUUAUCCCAGAGUUGGGCUUGGAGGACAAUCCAAUUUUCUUCCAUGUAUUUAGUAAUGGAGGUGGAUUUGUGUACAGAUCAAUUACUGAGUUUCUUCACCAGGACAGCCAGUUUUCUAUGAUACAUGUGAAGGGAUGUGUCUUUGAUAGUUGCCCUGGAUAUCGACGCCUAGGGUCAGCUGCAAGAGCUUACAUGAGUGUGAUUAAAACCUAUAAUAUUCUUGUUCGAUAUUUCCUUGCUCUACUCCUGGUAAUAUACCUGACUCUAUUCCGUGCCUUUGAUACUGUCGUGUCCCUUUUCAAAAAGAAGGAUACUGUACACAGAUUUUAUGAAGCUAUGAAGAAUGACAAAGCACGUUGGCCACAGCUUUAUUUGUACUCAAAGAGUGAUGAGAUUAUCCCAUAUGGAGAUAUUGAAGAAGUUCUUGGUCAUCGUCGCAGCCUAGGAAUUUUAGUGUACAGUGUAUGCUGGGAGGAUUCAGCUCACGUGGCUCAUUUGAGAGCUCAUCCCACAGCCUACACCCAGCAGUGUACGUAUUUCAUAGACAAGUGUCUUAGUGUGCAGAAUGACUGAAUAUGUGGAGUUUUAGUGUAGCACAGAAGAUUUGUUUGUUUCUACACAACCUUAGCAGUCAACUGCAUAACUAGAACUGCUGGUAUUAUAGCUUUCAUGCUGCUGUUCAUUCCAAGAUGUACACCUGAGAAAGUGCUGCGAACAAGAUAGCACCAACACCUUGCUGCAGAUCCACAAACGUCGCUGUAAGUGAUUAUGUAGCCAGUGGGUCUUUUAAAGUACUAUCAUUGUUUUUUCAUUGUUAUUUGACAAAAUGCAUGGCCAGUUUCAAAAGGUAAAUGCAUGACCUAUUGUUGGAGUAUUUUAAACACUACAACAAUUUCAUAUGUCACCAUGUGAUGCUAGUUCAAUCUUUAAAAAGCUGAAAACAUUGUUUUGAAAAAGCUAUACUGGAGAUAUUUGACAAAAAAUCCUUAUUUGCUAAACAAACUUCUCCCUGUACUACUUACGGUGUUAAAGCGAUACUGAAGCUGGAAAAAGCUACAAUGUGCCCAAAUUUAUCAAUUAUACGUACCUCAUUUGUGCAAGUGUGUGAUUAAUUGCCAAACAUUUCUGGUAUAGUUUAACUAUAUUAUGUGUGAUAAAUUCAGUUUUGCUUUGAUGAUGGCCGACUUACAUUUAGCAGAUUUCUUGAGGGCCCUAUCGACCAAAAAUUCCUGUUCCUCACCAGUUCAUGCACCAAAUGGUGAUCUCACUUGUUGGUAUUGCUGUGGUAACCGUAAUAAAAUGUUCACUUCAUUUUAUUGAAACUCUGCUCAAGAGUGAUUUUUGUGUUUUGAGUAUUGCUGUGUAAUGUUCAUUUGUUACUCAUUUGUCAUAUUAGGAAUCUAAUGGUACUGUGGUGCCUGUAGCUCUGUCACAAUGUUUGAAUGUGGAUGUUCAGGACAUGAAUACCAGUGUGACGAUUGUACAGCACAGCAUUAUCAUCAGCAAGUCAAUGUAUUAAUUAUUCAGUUGGUAGUUGAACUUUUAUGUGUGAAAACUUUUAUGUGAUUGAUUUGUCUUUAAAGUGAUUGUUUUUGUUCAUGUACAUUUAAUAUAGAUGCAUGAUAUUUUGAGCGACCUGCUGCAACACGUGUAUUUCAAACAGGUGAGGUUGAACUGUGAAAACUUGAGUGACCUGUCAUCAUAUUGUGCCAAUUUUAACAAUUUCUCUGAAGAACUGGUUUUGAUUUAAAUAGUGGGAAGUGCAUUUAGAGAUAAUAUUUCUUGCUGUGUAGUAUGAUGUGUUAUUAGUUUAUUAUUGCUAAAUUGUGAUACAUACUACUGCCAUGUGAAUUGUGUACAUGUUAAAAAAAAAAAAGAAGAAAAAAAGACACCCCCUCCCCCCAAAAAAAGAAAACAUCAUUAAAUAAUACAGUGGACUUGUUUUGCCCUGUUAUUUGCCUGUUAUGAUUAUUUGUGUAUAUAGGCAGAAAAUAUCAAACACAACAGACAACAUACUGCUUGAUGAGAAUAUGAAUAAAACUGUUUGUUGUGUUGUUUUCUUUUCUAGUCGUUUAAUUGUCACUUCUUUACUUGUCACAGUACCGACCUUCAUGUGAAAGUAUUUGCUCCCAGAUCUCUCUGUUUUGUGAUAUUGUAAAUGUUAGUUAUUUUUUUAAUAUGUG